AUGGAGGUCAUUGAAUGGAAGUUUCCAGAGUCCCAUGACGGCACUUUUGGGAAACCGUGGUUUGAAGCCUACAACCCUCAAGUGAACUGGCAGACGCAAGAAAUAUGCCUGAGAGAAUACAGCUCACAGACGUCGCUCGGGUACGGCAAGUACUUUUACCCGAUCCACUCGUUCAUAUGUACCAGUGUUUCCGGAACAACUACCGGAUGGAAUAUUUUCAACACGAGAAGUCAACUUGGAGGCGACGCUGAAAAAGAGAGCGCAGCCAAGUAA
Phytophthora nicotianae INRA-310 is the source of this 273-nucleotide messenger RNA. RefSeq lists its product as hypothetical. The coding region runs from base 1 to 273 and encodes 90 amino acids. The transcript has 2 exons. Lineage: Eukaryota; Oomycota; Peronosporomycetes; Peronosporales; Peronosporaceae. The record is from RefSeq and is a predicted model, not a curated record.